AUGGCCACAAACAAUGCCACUGAGUACGAGGCUCUCAUACACGUUUUCCGGAUCGCUGUCACGCUCGGCAUCAAGCGCUUGCUCACCUAUGGCGACUCCAAAGUCGUCAUUCAGCAAGUGAACAAGGAUUGGGAGUGCACCCAAGUAAAGAUGUACGCCUACUGCAGGGAGAUUCAAAAACUGGAGGCCAAGUUCUACGAUCUCGAGUUCCACCACGUCCCCCAAGAAGACAAUGUGGCAGCCGGCAUCUUGUCGAAGCUUGGAUCAAAACGGGACCUCAUCCCAGCAGGAGUAUUCGUCCAAGCACUCAACAGCCCUACAGUCAAAGUCAAGGAGGAACCUCCCUCAAAGCCCGACUUGGUCCCAGCUCUAGGGCAGCAGAUUCCAACCCUUGACACCGACUGGCGGUCUCCCAUCAUCGACUUCAUCAAGAACAACAAGAACUACCCCAAAGGGAAGGAGCACGAGAAGCUCGCACGGUGCGCGAGCAACUAUGUUGUCAUCGGAUCCGAGUUGUUUUGGCACUUGGCAUCCUCUGGAACCUUGUGCAAAUGCAUCGCACAAGACGAAGGAGUCCGACUCCUCAGUGAAAUCCACUCGGGCAUCUGCGGCAACCAUGUAGGAGCCUCCACCCUCAUGGAUAAAGCCUUCCGGUCAGGAUUUUACUGGUCUUCGGCCCUGGCCGAUGCCCGGAACCUCGUUAGACGAUGCCCUGGGUACCAGUUCUUCUCCAAACAGCAACACAUCCCGGCUCAGGCCCUACGGAUGAUACCACCCUCCUAG
Molecule: messenger RNA, 783 nt
Organism: Panicum virgatum (switchgrass)
Lineage: Eukaryota; Viridiplantae; Streptophyta; Magnoliopsida; Poales; Poaceae
Exons: 1
Coding region: 1-783 (260 amino acids)
Molecular function (GO): RNA-DNA hybrid ribonuclease activity; nucleic acid binding
Source: RefSeq, a predicted model, not a curated record